Molecule: messenger RNA, 608 nt
Organism: Owenia fusiformis
Lineage: Eukaryota; Metazoa; Annelida; Polychaeta; Sabellida; Oweniidae
Source: the annotation of a GenBank genome assembly
CUUACACAAGAGAAAUUUCAGAAAAAGAACAUACUGAUAGGGGUCAACAAAGACGAGGGGUUGUUUGUAUAUUUGCUUCCCGGGUUUACAAUAUAUAACUCAAGCGCUCAAACGAUCCAAAUGUAUCGGGAUAACAUGAAAAGGAUGAACUGGUAUCUCUCUCCAAGUACCCAAGAUUCGAUCAUUGCAGAAUACUUACCGACCAAUACAUCCGUUGGAAACGCAAACAGAGACGCCGUACAGGCUGCAUCGGGAGACCGAGAUUUCGUCUGUCCAACUAUAAACAUCGGAAAGGCUUUCUCAGGAUCCGACAUGGGAAAUACCGUUUACAUGUAUUAUUUGACAUAUCGUGCCUCAACCGAGGUGUGGCCAGAGUACUUUGGAACCAUUCAUGGUGCUGAUAUUCAGUGGAUAUUUGGUUUACCAUUAAACAAGUCACUGAGCUAUACUAAAGAAGAAGUGGCACUAUCUAAAGAUAUGAUGGAUUAUUGGAGCAACUUUGCUAAAACUGGGUAAUGUUCAGCACGUAUAUUAACCUUCACUCUGCCAUGACAAAGCGGAGGCGCACAACACCGAAUUAACAUUUAAACCAAAAUGUUACGAGUUUC